Molecule: messenger RNA, 3170 nt
Organism: Vitis riparia (riverbank grape)
Lineage: Eukaryota; Viridiplantae; Streptophyta; Magnoliopsida; Vitales; Vitaceae
Product: ABC transporter B family member 28
Exons: 17
Coding region: 50-2203 (717 amino acids)
Biological process (GO): transmembrane transport
Cellular component (GO): membrane
Molecular function (GO): ATP hydrolysis activity; ATP binding; ABC-type oligopeptide transporter activity
Source: RefSeq, a predicted model, not a curated record
ACUUACAAAAUAUUUGCGCUCGCUCCCCAACACUCAUCUCUUGCAAGCCAUGGCCUCUGCAACUCUCCCACUCCCUCUCCGGUCGCACCUCACUCGGCUCAAACCCCCUAUCAGCCACGCGCCAAGAGCCAUCGCCUGUCACGUCAAACUCUCCCACAGCCACUCCAACCCUUUCCCGCCAUUUUCACUUCUUCGAAGCAGAUCAAAAGGCGUCGUGAGGCCCCCUUCUGCCUACGUGUCGGGUCCUGCUUCCGACCCGAUAAUAACCGAGCCGGACCCUAAGGUGGAGAGUUCGAACGAUGCUCAUGAUGAAACUGUUGAGCCGCCGAGUGCGAUCAGUUCGAGUCUCUUGUGGAGUCUCCUGAUGCGGUACAAGCUGAGACUCGCUGUUUCGGCCGUCACUCUCAUUGGUUGCUCCGCUUGUACUCUCUCAAUGCCUCUAUUUUCAGGGAGAUUUUUUGAAGUACUUAUAGGCACUAGACCAGAACCUCUGUGGAGACUGCUUAGUACUGUUGGAGUGCUGUAUACAUUGGAGCCAGUUUUAACUAUUAUUUAUGUUGUAAACAUGAAUACUAUUUGGGAGAAGGUUAUGUCAACCUUACGCGCUCAGAUUUUUAGAAGACUAUUGAUUCAGAAGGUGGAGUUUUUUGACAGAUACAAGGUUGGUGAACUCACUGCUUUGUUAACAUCUGACUUGGGUUCUCUUAAAGAUAUUGUGAGUGAAAACAUUUCAAGGGAUCGUGGAUUCAGGGCACUUUCUGAGGUCAUUGGCACAAUAUGCAUCCUGUUCACUUUAGCCCCCCAACUUGCACCAAUUUUGGGCGUACUGAUGCUUACUGUAUCUGUUUUAGUUGCUGUAUACAAGCGGUCAACUGUGCCUGUUUUUAAAGCUCACGGAUUGGCCCAAGCUUCCAUAUCAGAUUGUGCAACAGAAACAUUUUCUGCAAUUCGUACUGUAAGAUCCUUUAGUGGCGAAAAGCGUCAAAUGUCUAUGUUUGGUAGUCAGGUUAUGGCUUUUCAGAGUAGUGGUAUAAAGCUUGGGACCUUCAAAUCUCUUAAUGAAUCACUGACUAGAGUUGCCGUCUAUAUUUCUUUGAUGUCCUUGUAUUGUCUUGGUGGAAGCAAAGUAAAAGCGGGUGAACUCUCUGUUGGAACCAUUGCUUCUUUUAUUGGAUACACUUUCACAUUAACUUUUGCUGUUCAAGGGCUGGUUAAUACAUUUGGAGAUCUUCGUGGAAGUCUUGCUGCUGUUGAGAGGAUUAAUUCUGUGUUUUCUGGGGGACAAAUUGAUGAGGCCCUUGCCUAUGGUUUAGAAAGAGACAUCCGGAGAAAAGAAGUGGAUGAUGAAAAACUUGGAUUAUUCUUUGUCAAUGGUUUUGAUGAAAAAAACAUAUUUCCAAAUAUUCAUUACAUGUCAGCCUUGAGAUCAGCUAGCAAUGUGCAUAGCCUAGCUUGGUCUGGUGAUGUUUGUCUUGAAGAUGUGCAUUUUUCUUACCCUUUGAGGCCUGAUGUGGAAAUCCUAAAUGGUCUUAAUCUAAGGCUAAAAUGUGGAACUGUAACUGCUCUAGUUGGCUCAAGUGGUGCUGGGAAAAGUACAAUAGUACAGCUAUUGGCACGUUUUUAUGAGCCAAGCAGGGGCUGCUUAACAGUUUCCGGAGAGGAUGUUCGAACAUUUGACAAGAGCGAAUGGGCUCGGGUUGUCUCUAUAGUAAACCAAGAACCUGUUCUAUUCUCGGUGUCUGUUGGAGAAAAUAUUGCCUAUGGGCUUCCUGACAAUAAUGUAUCCAAGGAUGAUGUGAUAAAGGCAGCCAAAGCUGCUAAUGCUCAUGAUUUCAUAAUUUCUCUUCCUCAGGGUUAUGACACUCUAGUUGGUGAGCGUGGAGGUCUACUGAGUGGAGGACAACGGCAGAGAAUUGCCAUUGCAAGAGCUCUUCUCAAGAAUGCCCCAAUCCUGAUACUUGAUGAGGCGACAAGUGCCUUGGAUGCAAUCAGUGAGCGCCUGGUUCAAGAUGCUCUGAGCCAUCUGAUGAAAGGAAGGACAACAUUAGUGAUUGCACACAAGUUAAGUACAGUUCAGAAUGCAGACCAGAUAGCUCUUUGUUCCAGUGGAAGGAUUGCAGAGCUUGGGAGUCAUUUUGAGUUAUUAGCUAAGAAGGGCCAAUAUGCUUCAUUAGUUGGCACUCAGAGACUUGCUUUUGAGUGACAUGAAAUUGCAGGGUAUUCCAUUUUCUCUAAAUAACUGCAGAAUCCAAACAUAUACUUAAUUAUGCCAUGCUUGAAAGCAGAAUGGCUGGGAAGAGACACUUUGACUCCAUGAUUUCCAAAAGAUAAGCUUUCACUGGAUUUUUUCUUAGAUGAUUGUUUUGCAGCACUUUUACCAGUUACUUGUAAUAAGACUGCAUUAUAUGGUAACCUAACAUUGAAAGAACAAAAAUCCAGUUGUAAAUGGCAUUACUAAGAUGACGCUAUUGCAUUAUUUUCAUUAUUUGCAAUUUAAUAUAGCAAGACCUGAAACUGUGGCAAAAACUACAAUGGUAUUAUAUGCUAAGAAGAUGUUCACACUUUGUAUUUCAUUUUUCAAAUAGCACUGUUGGAUCACUGCCUGCGUUUGAUGGUGGGGUUCACUUCGUUUUUUAAGUGUCUAGAAAACUUGGAUCCAUUGCAGGAUCUUGAGGGCGAGUUGCAUUGAAAGAGAAGAUACGGUUUGAGAAAGAACAAUGUGACACUUAAUAGAAUGUGACCCAGAGAGUGUCCCCAUUUCAUCAAGAUUAAGGCCUCUUGGUGCAAGAUUAUUCUCAAGCUAUUUGCCAUUGAGGAAAGGAGGGGGCAGGUGUUGGGAAGGCUUAUCUUUGAGUGGCACUUUCAUCGCGUGGCAAAACAUGGUUGAUUCCACCAACGUACAGGCCGUCGCACGCAACAAAUGCAAGGACAUCUGCACUUGUAAUAGUUUGUGGUCAUUGAGCUUCAAUUUCAGCCUUCGCUCCAUCAAUCACUUUGACAGGGAUAUUCUUAUCUAAUUAGGAACAUAUAGGAAUAGAUCUUGGCUAAGAGAUGAGUCUCUUUUCAGGUCUAAUGGGUACUUUGGGAUUUGAGAGCUUUAGGCCAAAUCAUGUACAUCAUUGUGUGCUUUGUAUAUUUAUUCUCUUAUUUUAUUCUUCUCAUUUUUAUUC